Molecule: messenger RNA, 1203 nt
Organism: Polychytrium aggregatum
Lineage: Eukaryota; Fungi; Chytridiomycota; Chytridiomycetes; Polychytriales
Exons: 1
Coding region: 1-1203 (400 amino acids)
Source: RefSeq, a predicted model, not a curated record
AUGCAAGCCCCCAGCGAUCCGGCCAACUUUGGGGUCUUCACGUACUACCCGGACGACCAGGCCACUCCAGAGCGGUCAGAGUUCCAAUGGUACUACACCGAUCCGAGGCUGAAGCUGGAUUGUCUCAGGCCCAGACGGACCCGGAAUGCUGUCAACGGACGACACCAACCUUUGCUUCUGAGGCCUUCCGUCCAGACCUCAGCUGCUGCACCUCGGAUCGGAGGCCGACUGAUACCCCAGCACCACCACCAACAACAACAACAACACCAGCUCCAUCAGCACAUCGCCAGCAAGAUCAAAGUCCACUCGUCCGUAUGGCGAGACAUUUCGCUGUCAUCCCGUGCGGGAUCGGCAGGGCCGGAUGCAACUUCGUUGAAGAGCCUGUCGUCUCAUUCACUCCUGGCGACCAUACCGCCUGCAUCAGCGCCCCAACCAGCGUCCUCUACGUACGAGCGGCUUCCUGAGAUUUCCGACAAAUCCCACCGUCGCAACGAGGCCGGUGUCGAAGCUUCGACCCCUACCCAAACCACAUCGCGAUCGCUGACCACGGCCGAGGCUCGCAGCGUGGGAAUCGUGCUUCAUUCCCACCCAGCCCGGGUGCCGCUCUUUGAUCCUCACAAGAAGGACAGCACACAUCGAGCCGGGAUCCAACCCGAGAGUUCCAGGGCCGAGGUCUGCCCGCCAGAUCCUCCCAUGGGCUUGCUGUAUACCCACGAUGCCCAUCGGCAUAUCCACAAAGACAAGAGCGCCCCCCUUUCGCUGUGGCAUCUCGAGGCUCGCAAGAUGUCCCAGCCCAUGGUUCAGCUCCCGGCCCUCUAUCCCGAGCGAAAGAUCAUCCCUGAUCGAUUGACCGUCACCCAUGUCCCCGAUAGUAUCGUUGACGAGCUCACCAAGCCCGUUUCCUAUCGUCCGGGCCCGUGGUCUGACGAUGUGCCCGAUGAUCUGGAUCUGAAGCUGGCGAUAUGCGAGCUCCGUCAGGAGGAGAGGACUUUCUUGACCGGCUUCAAGGACCUGAUCGACAAGGAGGAGUUCAAGGAGGAGCGGGGCCGGUCUCUUCGUCGGAAGAAAGACCGGAGGCUACAGAAGAGCCUCCAUGACAACGUUGUCAAGAUUGCCAUCUUUCGACACAAGGACGAUUACAAGCACGCCUUCCACUUUGAUCUGCAGCAGAAAGACUCGGGGCUGGAUGGUCCGGCUCUGUGA